AUUGUGAUGUUUUUGUUUACAGAAUUCAGUUUAAUAUAGAUAGAUAAAAGGAAGAAAAUGGUUUUUGGUGUAGCAAUGGUGAAGAAUACUUGUAGUGAAGAAAUUGUAACAAAAUUAUCAGUUGAUGAUGAAAAACAAGAGGAGGUAAUCAAUUUGUGCAUUUCUUCAAUUGGAAGUUCGAGGAAGAAGCUUCUUGUUCUUGAUAUUAAUGGACUUCUUGCUGACAUUGUUUCUCCACCUCCAAAGAAUGUUACUCGAGAUACAACCAUUUCGAGAAAAGCAGUAUUCAAGAGACCUUUUUAUCUUGAGUUUCUGAACUUCUGCUUUGAGAGAUUUGACGUGGCUGUGUGGUCUUCAAGAUUGAAAAAAACAGUAUGUAUGUGCUACAAUUAUUUGAUGGGAGACAUGAAACAAAAGUUGAUUUUCUGUUGGGAUUUGUCACAUUGUACUGAAACAUGUUUCAGAACACUUGAAAACAGACACAAACCACUUGUUUUUAAGGAUUUACGGAAAAUUUGGGACAAAUAUGAUCCUAAUCUUCCUUGGGAUAAGGGAUAUUACAAUGACUCAAACACAUUGCUUAAUCCGGGUGUACUUGUUUUGUCAGCUGCAGGAGGUAAUCUCCGACAAUAUCUGGAUGGAGUGGCAAAUGUUGAAAAUAUGGUGAAGUAUGUAGAAUAG
Messenger RNA from Lathyrus oleraceus (garden pea), 681 nucleotides. RefSeq lists its product as uncharacterized. The record is from RefSeq and is a predicted model, not a curated record. NCBI's taxonomy places the organism in Eukaryota, Viridiplantae, Streptophyta, Magnoliopsida, Fabales, Fabaceae. The transcript is spliced from 6 exons. The coding region runs from base 58 to 681 and encodes 207 amino acids.